AUGUCUCCCUCCUCUACCCUGCCCAGUGUCCGCCAGCCAUCCAGCUUUGGCUCAGUGGACUGGCUUUCCCAGAGCAGCCGUGUGCGGCCGUCACACACCUCCAGGCCCGCUGAAUUCUCUUGGAGGAGUCUCUCUGCUCCAGCCAGGGUGUCCAGCAGCAGGGAGCUCCCUCAGACUGUGGGCAUGGGGGAGAAGUCCUCAGAAGUGUCUUCGCCAGGGACGCCCACGGCUGGGUGGAGCAAGGAGGCAGACGCCCUGCGGGCUCCCCGCGUGCGCACGGCCUUCACCGCGGAGCAAGUCAGCACCCUGGAGAGCGCCUUCCAGCACCACCGCUACCUGGGCCCCCUGGAGCGCCGGAGGCUGGCCCGGGAGAUGCGGCUCUCGGAGGUGCAGGUAAAAACCUGGUUUCAGAAUCGUCGAAUGAAACACAAACGCCAACUGCAGGACUCCCAGCUGAGCAGCCCCCUCUCUGGAGUGCUCUAUCCACCGGUGGCUUUCCGCCCACCCCCCUCCGCCCUGGGCAGUGGCUUGCUGCUGUGCCCUUGGGCAUCCCCGCCUGGGCCUCCAGCUCUGGGACAGCGCCCUGGGUCCUUUUGGGAUCUCUGCCAAGUGGAGCAAGCCUCCCUGGCCUUGGCGUGGGCCUCGUGCAGCCGGCAGCCUCUGAUGUGCUGUCUCCCAGACCCUGGGGGCCAGGCACACACGCUGGGCCCGGCCUUGUCCAGGGGGCCCUGGGACCUGUGUGCCUGCCCCAGCCCGGGGACGCCUUUUGAGGAGGUGUGA
Messenger RNA from Neomonachus schauinslandi (Hawaiian monk seal), 780 nucleotides. RefSeq names its product VENT homeobox (gene VENTX). The transcript has 3 exons. Gene Ontology annotation, molecular function: RNA polymerase II cis-regulatory region sequence-specific DNA binding; DNA-binding transcription factor activity, RNA polymerase II-specific. Gene Ontology annotation, biological process: regulation of transcription by RNA polymerase II. The coding region runs from base 1 to 780 and encodes 259 amino acids. The record is from RefSeq and is a predicted model, not a curated record. NCBI's taxonomy places the organism in Eukaryota, Metazoa, Chordata, Mammalia, Carnivora, Phocidae.